Zea mays is the source of this 1045-nucleotide messenger RNA. RefSeq names its product dehydration-responsive element-binding protein 1A. The coding region runs from base 217 to 912 and encodes 231 amino acids. The transcript has a single exon. The record is from RefSeq and is a predicted model, not a curated record. NCBI's taxonomy places the organism in Eukaryota, Viridiplantae, Streptophyta, Magnoliopsida, Poales, Poaceae. Gene Ontology annotation, biological process: regulation of DNA-templated transcription. Gene Ontology annotation, molecular function: DNA-binding transcription factor activity; DNA binding.
UCCCCUCCCGCGUUAUUCACUCUGCUAGUCCUGCUCAGGUCUGCUGACUGCUGCUCUCUGAUCCAAACCUCCUCCUCCACCACCACCUAUAAAUACGCAUCCUCAAAUCCACCAUUCCCAAAUCGAAAACCACUCGAACACAAACUCAGGCAAGGCAAAAGGAACCCGCACCAUCCGAGGCUCAAGCAGAGAAGUGAUCAUCAUCAUCAGAAGAAGAUGUGCCCAACCAAGAAGGGGAUGACCGGAGAGCCGAGCUCGCCAUGCAGGUCGGCAUCAGCCUCGACCUUACCGGAGCACCACCAGACGGUGUGGACGUCGCCGCCGAAGCGGCCAGCGGGGCGGACCAAGUUCCGGGAGACGCGGCACCCGGUGUUCCGCGGCGUCCGGCGCCGGGGCAGCGCCGGGCGGUGGGUGUGCGAGGUGCGCGUGCCGGGGAGGCGCGGCUGCAGGCUCUGGCUCGGCACCUUCGACACGGCCGAGGCGGCGGCCCGCGCGCACGACGCCGCCAUGCUCGCCCUCGCCGGCGCGGCCGCCUGCUGCCUCAACUUCGCCGACUCGGCCUGGCUCCUCGCGGUCCCGGCCUCGUGCGCCAGCCUCGCCGAGGUCCGCCACGCGGUCGCGGACGCCGUGGAGGACUUCCUCCGCCAUCAGGUGGUCCCGGAGGACGACGCCCUCGCGGCCACGCCGUCGUCGCCUUCCAGCGAAGACGGCAACACCUCUGAUGGCGGGGAGUCCUCCUCUGAUUCCUCUCCGCCCACCGGGGCCUCGCCGUUCGAAUUUGAUGUGUUCAAUGACAUGAGCUGGGACCUGCACUACGCGAGCUUGGCGCAGGGAUUGCUCGUGGAGCCACCGUCCGCGGUCACGGCGUUCAUGGACGAAGGCUUCGCCGAUGUGCCGCUCUGGAGCUACUAGAGACUGAAAUUUUCCGUUUCUUUGCUUGGCCUGUGGCGCCUAAUUUUGGCAGUGUAAAACGGUUACUUCUUUUGGUAAUGAGAUGGAACAAGUUUGCGAAACAUGAAAACAGAGCAUGCUCAUCGACAUUUUA